Impatiens glandulifera is the source of this 1539-nucleotide messenger RNA. Its product is annotated as protein ROH1. Lineage: Eukaryota; Viridiplantae; Streptophyta; Magnoliopsida; Ericales; Balsaminaceae. The transcript has a single exon. Bases 189 to 1349 code for a protein of 386 amino acids. The record is from RefSeq and is a predicted model, not a curated record.
UUCUCUCUCCCACCUUUCAUCAUCACAUUCUCUCUCUCUCUCUCUCUCUCCCUGUUUACGCUUCACUCUCAAAUUCCAUCUCUUUAAAUUUCUGGGUUUUCAUUCAAUUCAAGCAAUUCUUCAACUUUACGAUUUCAUCUGUGAUUUCUCCAAUUGGGUGAUUCCAAUUUACAUGUUUUGUUGAGAAAAUGCCGUCAACAGAUUACAUGACUUCAUUCUCAAACUUAAUGAGCACUCGACGAGAUCAUCAAAUCCACUCAAUGGAAUCAUCAAAACAAGAAAUCGAACUAGAUGCAUUUCAGAAACAAGUCGCCAAUCGAUUUCACCAGCUUUUAUCCGUCGAUUCAAACGAACUUCUCUCUCUAUCAUGGAUAACAAAACUCCUCGAUGUAUUCCUCUGUUGCCAAGAAGAAUUCCGUAUGAUCAUGUUUAAUCACAAAGGAUUCAUGAACAGAGCUCCAAUGGAUCGAUUAGUUUCAGAAUAUUACGAAAGAAGUGUAAAAGCUCUCGAUGUCUGUAACGCAAUCAGAGACGGAAUCGAACAGAUCCGUCAAUGGAAUCGUCAAUUAGAAAUCGUAUUAUCAGCUCUAGACAGUAAAAGGAAUAGUAUUGGUGAAGCCCAAAUCCGUCGUGCAAAGAAAUCCUUAUCUGAUUUAACAAUCGGAAUGUUCGAAAACAAAGAUACCGCCGCCGCCGCCGCCGCGGCAAACAGAAACCGAUCAUUCGGUCGGAACAGUCAUCAUCAUCAGAAAGACAAUAAUAAACCCAUGAAUCAUUUCCGAUCACUGUCGUGGAGUGUGUCAAGAUCCUGGUCGGCGGCAAGACAACUCCUGGCUCUUAACAACAACUUAACCCCGCCGAGAACAAACGAGAUCAUUGCCUCCGGCGGACUUGCGGUGGCGGUUUACAUAAUGAGUUAUGUUUUAUUCUUCGUGAUGUGGGCUUUAGUGGCGGCAAUUCCUUGUCAAGACAGGGGAAUUCAGGUGAAUUUCAACAUUCCACGGCAAUGGGUUUGGGGAGGUCCGAUUAUGGCACUUCAUGAUUUGAUUUUGGAGGAAUCAAGGCGGAGGGAAAGGAGAAACAGUUGUGGGUUAUUGAAGGAACUUGAGAGGAUUGAGAAAUGUGGGCGGGGGAUGAAUGAAUGGAUCGAAUCAUCGGUUGAGUUUCCGAUGAGGAAAGAAAAGGAGAUGGAGAUUAGAGAAAGGGUUGAAGAAUUGGGAAUGGUUUUUGGAGAGGUUAGAGAUGGAUUGGGUCCUUUGGAAUUGCAAAUUAAACAGGUUUUUCAUAGGAUUGUUCGGAGCAGGACUGAGGGACUUGAUUCUGUUGUCAGAGGAAAUUCUGACGAGUAAAUUUGUUUUUACUGGAUGAUGGUUUGGUAAAAUUUGUGUAUUUACUGUGAGGGGGUUAAAAGAAAAGGAAAAGUUUUGGGUUUUUUUAGUUUGGGACUUGUAAAUUUAUUUGGUUAUCUGUCAUUUUGACAUGUAUGACUUGUCUUCGCCUGGCUAUAUUAGUUGAUAAUAAAACUUUAUUUGAAUCUAA